GAGAUAGGAAUUACUGUUCAGGGUGGGGCACCAGUAUGUAAAUAUGGCUGGUCUGAUGUUGAUGAAGAUGAUAAGAGGUUGCUAAGAGAGGAUUUGCAGACUCGACUAAAGGAGUGGAAAGCAUUUGGCUCACCUGAGCAAGGAAGAGCAAACUUGCCUAAUGCAGAUUUAUGGAAUGAGAGAUCUGUCUCACAUUGGCACUAGCUUUGUGACAACAUAUAUACCAACCAGUCUUGCAUUGAGAUUGCGGAAAAGAAUUCUGCUAACAGGUAUAUGCAAGUAUGCAACAACAUACUCAUAGUGCUGGUGCACGGCCAUACGUUCAACAUGCUUUGGUGGCCUCUAAGGGUGGGAAGGAGUUGUCACUCAUACAGAAUUGGGGAGAGAAACACAAGGAUAAUAAUCAAGAAUGGAUCAAUGAGGCUGCCAAGAACAAAUAUGAGAAGACGGAGGCUGAGAGGAAUGCCCUUAUAGAGAAGUUAUACCAAGAGGCACCUGAGGGUACUGCACAUGAUUCUAUCAAACUGACUUUGGAAGCUGGGUACCCAAUAAUGGCUAAGGAGCUUGGGAGGAAGGGUAGGAUGAUCCAUGACAUUGGUAACAUCCCUCACAUACGUUCUAACAUACGCAGAGUAUCUGCAUGUGGUUGCAACAAUUCUGAGGUAGCUGAAUUGCGUGAUCUUAUCGACCAACUUACCUUUAACAUGCUCAGUAUGAAGGAACAAAAUGGACUACUGAAGGCUCAAGUGGAAUGUUGAUUGAGGCAAUCUCCUGGGCAGAUGAGUGAGGAUCACUUCCCCCAUCCUAGCACCAACUUCUAAGACUUUGCUUGAGUAGUUUGGGUGAGCAUUUGCUAGACUUUUGGUCUGAUGUCCCUUUUUGUGCAGUUAUAGCUUUUUACCUUGAUUAUGGUACUGUCUAGCAAUACUCAAGCAAAUCCAAUGUGUCCCUUUUGAGUAA
Molecule: messenger RNA, 960 nt
Organism: Rosa chinensis
Lineage: Eukaryota; Viridiplantae; Streptophyta; Magnoliopsida; Rosales; Rosaceae
Exons: 5
Coding region: 282-758 (158 amino acids)
Source: RefSeq, a predicted model, not a curated record